CCUCCUCCCCCCUCCUCCCUAACCUCCACUUCAUCAACCGCCGCUCCCUCCUCCUCCUCUCCACCACCACCACCACCACUCUCUCCCUCUCCUCCCCCCUCUCCGCCGCCCCACCACCACCGCCAGACACCACCAUCACCGACCGCAUCUUCAUGGACUUCAGCGUCUGCCCCACCUACUUCCAAAACCGAACCCUAGGCGACGAACUCUCCCAAUGCGCCGACUCCGAACCGCUAGGCCGACUCGUCCUCGGCCUCUACGGCAAUCUCGUCCCCCUCACUGUCUCCAAUUUCAAGUCCAUGUGCACCGGUUCCUCUGCUUCCUCCUACAGGGGCACUUUGGUCCAUAAAUUAUUCCCCGGCCAGUUCUUCGUCGCCGGCCGCCAAGGUCGCCGUGAUAAGGGGGAGGUCAAGCCGCCGACUGACUUGGUUCGAAACACUGAGUCCGUUGAUCCUAGGGCUUUUUUGCUAGGUCAUUCGAGAGCUGGUGUUGUUUCUCUGUGUUUAUCCGAGAAUGAUGAUGAUGAUGAGAUUAAGCUCGAUCCGAAUUAUCGGAAUGUCGAGUUUUUGAUUACUACUGGGCCUGGUCCUUGUCCUCAGCUUGAUAACAAGAACAUUGUUUUUGGAACAGUGCUUGAAGGGUUGGAUGUUGUGACAACAAUAGCUUCAAUCCCCACGUACAGACCCGGGGAAAGGAUCCGCCAAUACAAUGAUUUGGCACAGUUUCUUGGAGAUGAAAGAGCCAAAACUGCCCGUGCAAUCUGGAACAAGCCUCUCAAGACUGUUUAUAUUAGUGACUGUGGAGAGCUCAAGGUGGCAAAACCUACUCUUUCUCCUAGUCUACCUUAAUUUAGUACUGUGAUUCAUUUGUUCUGUAUUUUAUAUCACAUGUUAUUGUUUUCAUAGGAAACAAAAUUUUUGCCAUAAGUUUGAAGUAAGAAAGAAAAGGAGGACUCAUCACUCAA
Messenger RNA from Camellia sinensis, 964 nucleotides. Its product is annotated as Cyclophilin-like peptidyl-prolyl cis-trans isomerase family protein. NCBI's taxonomy places the organism in Eukaryota, Viridiplantae, Streptophyta, Magnoliopsida, Ericales, Theaceae. Gene Ontology annotation, cellular component: chloroplast. Gene Ontology annotation, biological process: protein peptidyl-prolyl isomerization. The record is from RefSeq and is a predicted model, not a curated record. Gene Ontology annotation, molecular function: peptidyl-prolyl cis-trans isomerase activity.